Armigeres subalbatus is the source of this 330-nucleotide messenger RNA. Its product is annotated as glutathione S-transferase 1-like. The record is from RefSeq and is a predicted model, not a curated record. Lineage: Eukaryota; Metazoa; Arthropoda; Insecta; Diptera; Culicidae. Gene Ontology annotation, molecular function: glutathione transferase activity. The transcript has a single exon. Gene Ontology annotation, biological process: glutathione metabolic process. Bases 1 to 330 code for a protein of 109 amino acids.
AUGGGCGUGUUCUACCAGCGCUUCGGAGACUACUGGUACCCGCAGAUCUUCGCCAAGCAGCCCGCCAACCCAGACAACUUGAAAAAGAUGGAGGAAGGUGUGGAAUUCUUGAACACCUUCCUGGCGGGCAGCCAGUACGCUGCCGGCGAUGAGCUGACCAUUGCCGAUCUGAGCUUGGCCGCCUCCGCUGCCACCUACGAAGUCGCUGGAUUCGACUUCUCCAAGUACCCGAAUGUGCAGGCUUGGCUCGAACGGUGCAAGAAGAACGCACCCGGCUACGACAUCAACCAGGCUGGUGCCGAUGAAUUCAAAGCAAAGUUCUUGUCCUAA